This is a messenger RNA of Thelazia callipaeda (thelaziosis nematode), 1056 nucleotides long. NCBI's taxonomy places the organism in Eukaryota, Metazoa, Nematoda, Chromadorea, Rhabditida, Thelaziidae. The record is from the annotation of a GenBank genome assembly.
UUGGGGCAAUUUUAUCAAGGAACAUUAACAACGCGAGAACGCAUUUACCAAUUUGUUACUGGUCUGCAAAUUGUGUGCAGUUUCUUAUCAUUACUAAUAUUAUGUAUAGCACUACCUGUUUUGUAUAAUAAUGUUCAAGCAACUAUUGAUUACGUAAAUGUUGGAAUUGAGUUUUGUGAGCGUUCAAAUCAAGAAGCAAUGGUGGAAGUUGAACGUGGCAAACUGUACAUAGUAUCGAAUAGGACAAAACGCCAAACAUACGAUCGAAAUAGCGUAUCCAAUUCAUUUAGUAGAAAUUUCAUACUAGAUGAAGAAGUCAUUGGUACACCAAUCGAAACUGAAUGUCCAGGUUGUUGUAUUCCUGGUCCACCGGGACCAAGGGGUGCAGGAGGUUCUCCAGGAAAACCUGGAUCUCCUGGACCUGCAGGAAAACCAGGUAUUCCAGGAACCACUCCGAACCAAACUUGCUCUAUUCAAACAAAUCGAGCACCACCACCUUGUCGACCAUGUCCAAAAGGUCCACCAGGUAUCAAAGGUUGGCCAGGGUUUCCAGGUGAUCCUGGUCCUAUUGGUGAACAUGGGGCGAAAGGUAAAGAUGGUGAAGAUGGGGCACCUGGUGAACCUGGACCUCAAGGUCUUCCUGGUUUUCAAGGUGGUCCAGGUGCACCUGGUGACAAAGGUCCAACACCUGAAGGAGAUCUUAAAGAAGGUCCACCUGGAGAUCCUGGACCCAUUGGACCGAUAGGUGCUCCAGGUUUACCUGGACUUCCCGGUCGAAAUGGAUUAACAGGACCACAAGGCGAACGUGGAUGGCCAGGUCUUCCAGGUGAGCCAGGUGAACCAGGCUAUCCAGGUCCUGAAGGUCCACCAGGUGAACAAGGCUCUCCAGGUGAGCCAGGUAUAUGUGUAUGUCAAAAUGUUAACUCUAUCAUCCUUGUUAAUCCAUCAGCAUCACAACCACGUCUAUCAGAACAAAUGUUAUUCCAACAGCCAUCAAAUUAUCAAUCAAGUAUGCAACUGCGCACUCAUCACGAUCAAAAGGAAUAUGGCGGUUGA